Suhomyces tanzawaensis NRRL Y-17324 is the source of this 1968-nucleotide messenger RNA. RefSeq names its product long-chain fatty acid transporter (gene FAT1). Gene Ontology annotation, molecular function: long-chain fatty acid transmembrane transporter activity; long-chain fatty acid-CoA ligase activity. The record is from RefSeq and is a predicted model, not a curated record. NCBI's taxonomy places the organism in Eukaryota, Fungi, Ascomycota, Pichiomycetes, Serinales, Debaryomycetaceae. The transcript has a single exon. The coding region runs from base 1 to 1968 and encodes 655 amino acids.
AUGCCAGCCUUAGAGUUAAUCGCAGCAGGACUACUUGGCUCCCAGUUGUUGGAUGCCAAAUACCACAUCAAAGAUGACUUUUUGCUUACCCAGAAGGUCUUGACCAAUCUGAUUCCUUUCUUCUAUCAAUGCUACAAGGGAAGAGCCAGUUACUGGUACUGGUUCGAGAAAGCAGCAGCGAAAUACCCGCAGAACACCGCCGUGUCUUUUCCCAGACCAAAAAAGAACCCUCCGCCAUUGAGCUUCGAUGCCGAAGGUAACAAGAUCUACGACGACCAGUUCACCCUCGAGAACUACACCUACCAGGAAUUGUUCGAUAUGGUGUUGAGGUUCUCACAUAUUUUGAAGUACGAGUAUGGAAUCACCUCGAAGGACACCAUUGCCGUUAGUUGCAUGAACAAGCCGUUAUUCAUUAUCAUCUGGUUGUCGUUGUGGAAUAUUGGUGCUCUUCCCGCCUUUUUGAACUUCAACACCAAGGACAAGCCCUUGGUCCAUUGCUUGAAGAUCUCCAAGGCUUCCCAGGUAUUGAUUGAUCCAGAUUGCGCCGAUCCAGUCCGUGAAACCGAGGACAGAAUCCACCAAGAAUUGCCUGAGGUCAAAUUGAGAUACAUCAAUGAGCCAGAAUUAUUGAAGGUUUUAGCAGACAAGUCCAGACCAAAGCACAGGGCCCCGGACGAAACCAGAAGACCAGACGAUGGCGACCACUCUCCCGCCUGUUUGAUCUACACUUCUGGUACCACGGGAUUACCCAAGUCCGCAAUCAUGUCUUGGAGAAAGGCAUUCAUGGCUUCUAAGUUCUUUGGUUAUAUCAUGAAAAUUGACUCCAGCUCAACGGUUUUAACCGCAAUGCCUUUGUAUCACUCAACUGCUGCAAUGCUUGGGGUUUGUCCGGCCCUUUUGGUCGGGGCAUGUGUUUCCGUUUCCCAAAAAUUCUCAGCAACUUCGUUCUGGACACAGGCCAAAUUAUCCAAUGCCACCCAUGUUCAAUACGUUGGUGAAGUUUGUCGUUACUUGUUGAACUCCAAGCCACACCCAGAUCAACAAAAACAUAACGUCUCCAUCGCAUAUGGUAACGGUUUACGUCCUGAUAUUUGGACGAAUUUCAAGGAAAGAUUCCAUAUCAAGGCAAUUGGAGAAUUCUAUGCUUCUACCGAAUCUCCAAUUGCUACUACAAACUUGCAAUAUGGUGAAUUUGGUGUUGGUGCCUGCCGUAAAUAUGGCUCUUUGAUUAAUUUGCUUUUGUCUUUCACCCAAGUGUUGGUGAAGAUGGACCCUGAGGAUGAAAACGAAAUCUGGAGAAAUCCAGACACAGGGUAUGCUACCAAGGCUGAUCGCAACGAACCCGGUGAAUUAUUGAUGAAGAUCUUGAACGCCAGUGAUCCAGAGAAGACUUUCCAAGGAUAUUACGGUAAUAAGAGUGCUACGUCUUCCAAAAUCGUGACUGAUGUGUUCAAAAAGGGCGACGCCUGGUUCAGAACUGGAGAUUUGUUGAAAAUGGACGAGGACGGUUUAUUGUACUUUGUUGAUAGAUUGGGUGACACUUUCCGUUGGAAGUCCGAGAAUGUGUCGGCAACCGAGGUUGAGAAUGAGUUAAUGGGCUCGAAGUCCAUCAAGCAGUCCGUUGUUGUUGGUGUCAAGGUUCCAAAUCAUGAAGGUAGAGCUGGUUUCGCCGUAAUUGAACCUAUUGAUGACUUUGCCGACAGUUCCAAGCACUCUGAAAUGUUGAACAAGAUCAGUGAGCACGUUCUCAAGUCAUUGCCCAAGUAUGCGGUCCCACAAUUCGUCAAGAUCACCGAACAAAUCGAAGCAUCCCACAAUCACAAGGUUCCCAAGAACCAGUACAAGAACCAGAAGUUGCCCAAGGGAGAGAACGGCCAAGAUACCAUCUACUGGUUACACAACAAUAAGUACGAGGAGUUGACCCAAGACGCUUGGAGCGGCAUCAUGAAUGGGAAAUCCAAGUUAUAG